UCUCGUUCGAUUUCAGCUUUAUUUGAACACUUGUUCUUAUUUCCCUGUUUUCUUGUUGAGGACGUGAAUGUUUACUCAUAUUCGGACUCAGCCCGCGGCGCCCCUUGCCAGAACAGGAAGUGAUAGUUUAACAGGCUGUGCUAGCCAGCUAGUUCAAGUCAAAUAGGUUAGCUUGCCUUUUAACACAUUGUUUACGAUGGGACUGUUCGGGAAAUCACAGGAGAAGCCAGCAGCUGAUUUGGUUAAGGAGUGGAAUCAUAAAAUCAGGAAGGAAAUGAGAGUGGUGGACAGACAAAUUCGAGAUAUUCAAAGAGAAGAAGAAAAAGUUAAACGAUCCAUCAAAGACGCUGCCAAAAAGGGACAGAAAGAUGUGUGCGUGGUGCUUGCGAAGGAGGUGAUUCAGUCCAAACGAGCUGUCACAAAACUUCACGCUUCCAAAGCACAGAUGAACUCUGUAGUUCUCAGCAUGAAGAAUCAGCUUGCUGUGGCGCGUGUUGCUGGAGCAAUGCAGAAGAGCACAGACGUCAUGAAAGCCAUGCACAAUCUAGUCAAAAUCCCAGAGAUCCAGGCCACCAUGAGGGAGCUGUCGAAGGAGAUGACGAAGGCUGGUAUCAUUGAGGAAAUGAUGGAAGAUACUUUUGAGAGCAUGGAAGACGGAGAGGAGAUGGAAGAAGCAGCGGAGGAGGAAGUCGACAGGAUCCUCUUUGAUAUCACAGCAGGUGCCCUUGGCAAAGCACCGAACAAAGUCACAGAUGCCCUCCCUGAAAUGGAGCCCGCUGGAGCCACUGCGGCUUCAGAUGAAGAGUCAGAGGAGGACAUUGAAGAGAUGCAGUCAAGAUUGGCAGCCCUGAGGAGCUAAGGUGAACUGCCGCUGUGCUGCCUGUCGAAGUCAGGUGGCUCACUCCGUGAAGGACAGAGAUCAUUCUGGUGCAGAGGUUACAGUUUCGAGUAUCCUCAUCGCUUCUUGUUAUAAAUUCACAUAAUCAUUUGGGGUUAACAUUGUGCUACGACAGUCAAUUUUUCGAUAGUCAUCUGGUUUACUCAGCCAGAAGAAAAUACGUUUUUGCUUUUUGUGUAUAAUUAUCAAGGGUAAACCCUGGGUAAGUCUUUAUUAUCCAAAGUCAAGCAGAAGGGUAAGAAGGUGUACAUAUUGUAAGUAAGAAAAGCCUGCUGUGCCUACAGUGCUUCAUCAUACUCUUCUUCUUCUGUCCAAAGUUAUUAUAGACUGGUUGUGGAAGUAUUUAUGAUCCCAAAUGCAACAGACUGAAUAACUGUUGAUGACAAGUCACAUCAGAAAUGGCCAUUCAGCUGUAUUUUUAAUCACUUAGGAUCAAAUUAUUAUUAUUUUGUUUGUUCCGUUUACCUGUAGUUAACCUACAAAAUCCGAAACACUAGAUGUUGGUGGAUGGGGUUCACUUUUUGUUUUCUGUACAGUCCAGUCAAAAUGUGUCUGUUCGUUCUGUGGCUAUACACGUUACACUGAUCGGAAACUCCACGCAUACUACUUUACUUUUUUUUUGUUUGUUUGUUUUUUUGACAUUAGCAGUCAGCUCGUUAAAUGUUUGACUUCAUCCCCAUGAUUCCCUCCUAAACAGAAACAAGCAGAGGAAAUAAGUUGGGUGUUCAGAACGUAUGUACUGUGGAUGUACUGUGUGUAUAUUUUUUCUAUGUCUUGGAGAAAAAAAGAAAUUAACUUUUAAGAAUAAAGCUGACAGUUACCAGUAA
Molecule: messenger RNA, 1725 nt
Organism: Maylandia zebra (zebra mbuna)
Lineage: Eukaryota; Metazoa; Chordata; Actinopteri; Cichliformes; Cichlidae
Gene: chmp3
Product: charged multivesicular body protein 3
Biological process (GO): vacuolar transport
Source: RefSeq, a predicted model, not a curated record